This is a messenger RNA of Polistes canadensis, 1149 nucleotides long. RefSeq names its product exosome complex component CSL4 (gene Csl4). The record is from RefSeq and is a predicted model, not a curated record. Gene Ontology annotation, molecular function: RNA binding. The transcript has 5 exons. Gene Ontology annotation, biological process: RNA processing. The coding region runs from base 398 to 994 and encodes 198 amino acids. Gene Ontology annotation, cellular component: cytoplasm; nuclear exosome (RNase complex). Lineage: Eukaryota; Metazoa; Arthropoda; Insecta; Hymenoptera; Vespidae.
CAAUUGAUUGAAAACAAAAAACAAUAAAACACCUCAUUGCUUUGCUUAGAAAUAAGAAGAAAUGUUUUUGUUUUUUUAAUUAUUAAUAACUAAUUAAAUAAGUAAUUGAUAAAGUGUGCAAUUAUAGAUUUUAAAUGUGCAAUUAAUGUCCAAAUAAUUUAUUCAUUUUUUAAUGUCCAAUAAUUUAUUAAUUUUUUUCUGCUGUUAAGGUUCCUUGCCAGCGUUCCUUUGGUUUGAUACAGUUAUAUAAGUAUAUAUAGUAAUGUCGAUAGGUGGGGUUUAACAAUCAAUGCAUGAUUUACUGAUAGAAUCAACGCUCUCUUUACGUACAUAAGGUUAAUGUGUAAAUAUAUAUUAAUGUUUAAUUAUUUAUGAUAAUCAAGAAAAAUUCUUAAAAAUGGAAAAUGACGAAGUUCUGAAUAUUUGCGUACCAGGACAAAGAUUGUGUGCUUCCAGUGAAACUAUUGUAUCAGGAGCUGGAACAUAUGAAGAACAAGGUUAUAUUUAUUCUACAUUAGCUGGUAUUUUUGAAACUACUACGAAAGAUAAUAUAAUUACUAUCAAGGUGAAUGCUAUUACUGAUCAAAGUAUAGUACCAGCACCAGGUGAUAUUGUUACUGCAAUGGUUACCGUUGUUAAUCAAAGAUUUUGCAAAUGUAAUAUUAAAUGUAUAGGCGACGUAGUCUUAACAAGACGAUACAAAGGAAUUUUAAGAAAAGAGGAUGUACGUGCUAUUGACAGAGAUAGAGUGGAAAUGUAUAAAUCUUACAGACCUGGAGAUAUAAUUCUUGCAAGAGUUUUACCAAUGACAGAAGCACAUACUUAUCAUCUAAGUACAGCUGAGAAUGAAUUAGGAGUAGUAAUAGCUCAUAGCGAAGAAGGUGUUGCAAUGAUACCGAUAAGUUGGACUCAAAUGCAAUGUCCAAAGACAUUAUGCAAAGAAUUUAGAAAAGUUGCUAAAGUUGUACCCGAACAUGUUAUUACUGAACGAUAAAAUAAACUUUAUUAAUCAUCUAAGUUUAAAACAUUUUUGUUUAUAUUCUAUUCUUAAUAAAUAAUAAUAAAUAGACAAAAAAUUAUAAAAACUGUUGGAUAAAGUUUACAAAUGCAAAUUUUUCAAAUUAAUAAAAUUUAAUUUUAAAAAGUUGG